UGGGCGGGGUUCUAUGGAACGGGGUGGAGGGGUACAUAAGUCAGGGCUGGAGGAGGAGGGUAGACCAGGGCAGAAUGAGUGAGUCGUCUAGCACUGUACCCUGUCCGGUGUUGGGAGAGGAGUUGGACCCGGUGGCUAGUACUGGGUCCGAAGCAGUGUCUGGUGUCCUAAGCCCUCUUACCGAGGCACUGUUCCAGAGGCACUUUGGGGGCGCCGAGCAGGGUCUAGAUCCCUUACCCGAUCAGCUGCUGCGGGGCUUUCGGGACAAGCUGUUUCGGACCUGCUCCAGGAGGGAGGCGUGGAGGCUGCUCAGGGCCCGAUUUCCUCCCUUGACCUGGCUGCCCUGGUACCCCUGGAGGACCUGGUUGCUCGGAGACGCUGUAGCCGGAGUCACCGUGGGCGUAGUGCAUGUGCCGCAGGGCAUGGCCUUUGCCCUCCUAACCUCAGUGCCCCCUGUGUUUGGACUUUAUACUUCCUUUUUUCCUGUCCUCAUCUACACCUUCCUGGGUACAGGAAGACACUUAUCCACCGGAACCUUUGCAGUACUCAGCCUUAUGACAGGUUCAGCAGUAGAGAGCCUGGUCCCAGAGCCCCCCGGGGGCAAUCUGAGCUCGACUGACAGAAUGCAGCUGGACCUGCAGAGGGUUGGGGCGGCGGCUGCAAUCGCCUUCUGGAGCGGGGCGGUUAUGCUAGGGAUGUUCGCGUUGCAGCUCGGCUUCCUGUCCACCUUCCUGUCGGAGCCAGUGGUCAAGGCUCUCACCAGUGGAGCCGCGGUGCACGUGCUUGUGUCCCAGCUUCAGAGUCUCCUGGGACUGCCCUUCCCCCGGCAGAUUGGCUACUUUGCCCUCUUCAAGACGCUGGCCGCGGUGCUCACUGCGCUGCCACAGAGCAGUCCAGCUGAAUUGACCAUCUCAGCCCUUAGCCUGGCGCUCCUUGUACCAGUCAAAGAGUUGAACGUGAGAUUCCGAGAAAGGCUGCCUACUCCGAUCCCAGGAGAGGUGUUCAUGGUGCUCUUGGCCUCUCUCCUUUGUUUUACCUCCUCUCUGGACACAAGAUACAAUGUACAAAUCGUUGGGUCACUGCCAGUUGGGUUCUCCCAACCCUUGAUACCAUCUCUGUCUACACUGCCCCUGGUUCUUGCCUACUCCCUUCCAAUUGCACUGGUUACCUUUGCUGUAUCAGUGUCUCUGGCUUCAAUCUAUGCUGACAAGCACAGUUAUGCCAUCAACCCCAACCAGGAGCUCCUGGCUCAUGGUAUCUCCAAUCUUGUCUCCUCGUUCUUCUCCUGCUUCCCCAACUCAGCCUCCUUAGCUACAACCAGUUUGCUAGUGGAUGCAGGGGGACACACACAGCUUGCAGGCCUCUUUUCCUGUGCAGUUGUCCUAUCAGUGCUACUGUGGUUGGGACCUCUUUUCCACUAUUUGCCCAAGGCUGUCCUUGCCUGCAUCAACAUUUCCAGCAUGCGCCAGAUGUUCUUCCAGAUGCAGGAGCUGCCCCAUCUGUGGCAUAUAAGCAAGAUGGAUUUUGCUGUUUGGCUGGUCACAUGGAUAGCUGUAGUGACCUUGAGUGUGGACUUGGGCCUUGCCAUAGGUGUAAUCUUCUCCAUGAUGACCAUAGUCUGCCGUACACAGAGGAUACAAUGUCUGGUACUUGGACAAGUAAAGGGAAGAGAAUUAUUCUGUCCAGUCAGAGAAAGUUCUAAGCUCUGUCAGUUUCCUGGACUACGAAUCUUCAGAUAUCCUGCCCCACUCUAUUUUGGGACCAGAGGCAGGUUUCGUCAAACUAUGGGGCAGCUGCUGGGGCUGGAGAGGCAAGAUGAGGAACUUAUGAAAUCACAUGGGUCAGCUGAGACAGGAGCGGAACUCGUUCAAGUUGUCAUCCUAGACUGUAGUGGUAUCAUCUUUGUGGAUGUGGCUGGAGCCCGGGAGUUGGUGCAGCUGGCUAGUCAGUGCAGUGCAGCCAGGAUUCACCUGCUCUUGGCCCAGUGUAAUGCUCCUGUGCUGGGGACACUAACCAGGGCUGGGCUCUUGGACAUAUUGACCCCAGAGCAACUUUUUGUGAGCGUCCAAGAUGCAGCUGCCCAUGCACUGGAGAGUCUGGUGAAGGUUUGGGGAGAAGGGGUUGGUGGAGGGAAGAUUAUGAGAAGUGAAGGUGGUCUUAGGGAUAAUGAAGUGGAUAGGAAAAGAAAACUAGACAAUGGGAUAAGAAGUGGCCAAGGAGGAGGGACAUGCAUGAAGAAGGGUAAUGGGGAGCCUAGAGGUGAGGGAGCAUGUGACUGGGAUGCAAAAGCUGAUGAGGUAGAGUGGAAAUUGAGGGAAGGAGCAAGGGGGUGGGGUAACACUUCUUAAAAGAGGACUCAAGUGGGGAGAGUUGGCCUGAAGUACCAGGGAAAAUCUUCUAGAGCAUAGUUCCCCAGCCCACUCUGCCACCUAGACUCAGGAGGGAUGAUAGGGGAGGUAGGAGGUAUGUUCCCAGAAUGCUUUCCCUCACUCUGCCCUGAUGUUCCCUUUUUCCUUUCCAGGAGCCUCUGGCCUCAAAGACUUGCAUGGUCUGGGUCUGAACCUGGCAGCUCUGCUUCUUAGGAAUACCAGUAGCACUAGAUGGAUGUAGUAGGGGAGAGAUUAUGGCCACUGAGGGAAAAACUGGGGUGGGCCUCCCUCUUUAUUCAUCAAUAAAAUGAAGUUAGCUUUUCUGUGAUCAACAUGACAAA
This is a messenger RNA of Phascolarctos cinereus (koala), 2710 nucleotides long. It is a transcript of the gene SLC26A10P, whose product is annotated as Solute carrier family 26 member 10. Gene Ontology annotation, biological process: transmembrane transport. The record is from RefSeq and is a predicted model, not a curated record. Gene Ontology annotation, cellular component: membrane. NCBI's taxonomy places the organism in Eukaryota, Metazoa, Chordata, Mammalia, Diprotodontia, Phascolarctidae.